UGGUUUUUAUAUCAAACUGAAAGCGAAGUGAGGUGGACAGAGCGAAGCAGACUUUUAGCAGGAAACUCAACCUGACCAGUAAAAGCGCUGUCAUCGUUUCUGCACUUCACAUCGCAGAAGAAAAAACUGCCCCUGGAACUAACUGUAACGUCCAUAAUAAAGUCAACAAAUGCAUCGACGCCAGGGAGAGGUGGAGCUGGAGAAGAGUGUAAGGCGACUCAGAGAGAAGUUCCAUGGCAAAAUCCCUGUUGACAAGGCGACUGUUCUCAUGCGUCGCUAUAGCAACAACCACAGAAUUGUGGCCAUGAACAUCAUACUGAUGAAAGACGAGGAACUGGAUGAGGAGGACAGAGAGAGCCUGCGGACAGACGCGGAUGUGAGGAAUGUGGUGCGGAGACUGGAGGCUGAGGAGCAGGAGCGGGCUGCACCCCCCACCACACCCCCCGCCCCACCCCCAACACCCCCCCCACGCUAUCAGCCCGGUGCAGGCCGUGUGGCCCAACAGGACCGGGACAUCAAGGAGCUCGGUGAGAGGCUGAGGGUUCUGCCGCUGACGCAGGAGAACCUGCACAUGUUUGAGCACGCGCAGCAGGACCACGCCCCCUCCGUGCUGCACCAGUUCGCCUGCCACGCCUGCGACCUGGACUGGUGGCGCCGCGUCCCGCAGAGGAAGAGGGUGUCCCGCUGUCAACAGUGUAAAAGGAAGUAUGAUCCUGUCCCUGCUGACAAGAUGUGGGGCCUUGCGGAGUUCCACUGCCCCACCUGCAUGCGGGUCUUUAGGGGGUUUGGCCGGAUGGAUGUGGGGUCUCCCUGCUACACCUGCCGUUCCAUCAUCACCCCAACACAAAUUCUGCCCCCCCGACAGAGACGGGGUGGUGCAGGACUUAGGAGACAGAACCCACACAGCUGCCUGGCGGAGGACUGCUACAACCGGCAGGAGCCUCAUGUUCCUGGGACAGAGUGUGUUCACCCUCGCAGUCGUCAGCAGAACCGCAAACCCCGUGUAGUGAACCCCAGCCCCGCCCACGUGAGCUCGGGUUCGACGGUGAACACAUGUCUGAGUCAGGGCAGCAUUGUGGACUUGUACCAGCUGAUUCUGGAGGACAUCUUGGAGGAGGGGGAGGGUCAGGGGGAGGGGGGCAGCGGGACAGAGGAGGACACCAGCACCAGUGACACCAGCUAAAACUAGCUCCUCCAGAGCAGGGACUGUGUAAAAGGUUCUGUUGUUACUGCGCAAACGGGUUUGGGUUCUGUCUGAAUGGACACUGUUCCUCUUUCACUGUUGAACAAAAUGCCGCUGGACUGAUGUCAGUUUGCAUUGCUUGCAGUCCUUGUUUAUGUUAUCACUUAUUUCAGAGCCCUGAGCGAUUAUUCUCUUUCUCCUGAUAUAGAGGGAUUCAGCUUUAAAUGAUAUGAAAUCAAGACAAUUACUUACUCAACUUUGCAGACAAACUCGGCUGAAUCAUGCAUGGCGCUCCUCUUGUGGUUUUUCUGCCUCUCCCUCUCUCUCUCUCUCUCCAUCUCUCCCUCUCUCUCCCCCCUCUCUCUCC
This is a messenger RNA of Megalops cyprinoides (Indo-Pacific tarpon), 1550 nucleotides long. RefSeq names its product shiftless antiviral inhibitor of ribosomal frameshifting (gene shfl). Gene Ontology annotation, molecular function: ribosome binding; sequence-specific mRNA binding. The record is from RefSeq and is a predicted model, not a curated record. The transcript has 9 exons. Bases 170 to 1183 code for a protein of 337 amino acids. Gene Ontology annotation, biological process: innate immune response; viral translational frameshifting. Lineage: Eukaryota; Metazoa; Chordata; Actinopteri; Elopiformes; Megalopidae.